Molecule: messenger RNA, 1372 nt
Organism: Amborella trichopoda
Lineage: Eukaryota; Viridiplantae; Streptophyta; Magnoliopsida; Amborellales; Amborellaceae
Source: RefSeq, a predicted model, not a curated record
GUUGUCGUUCUGUUUUUAUGCUUGAUUUCUAGUUUAUGCAGGGUUAUUUUCUUAUAUUGAUAGUCAGGUUUCCAUUUGUUUUUGGGUCUUAUUUGAUUGUCAGAUUUCGAUUUCUUCUUAUCCAUAUUUUCGAGGCUUAUUUGGUUUGGAUUGUUGUAUUUAAUGACUGAUUUUUCUAUUUCUUAGGAUUAGAUGGCUAAUAUUGACAGUCGGGUUAUCAUUUUUCAUGUAUUAUCUAUGGGUUUAUGGGGUUUCCUGUGUUGGAAUAUGUUACACUUCACAUCUGUUACCUACUGACUUUCUCUGUUCUUUCUUAUAUCUAUUUUCAAUUGUGGUUUGUUUUAUUUUUUUAUUUCUCUCCUGUACCACAAUUUCGGGGUAGGGGCGAAAAAAACAUUCAUUGGCCCAGGUGUUCUUCUCUCAACACUACCAACAUUAUGAGUACCCCUUUGUUGCAUAGCAACUUCAGAGAUAUCAUCAUCAUCAAAUAAUUGCAUAUGAAAUUCGAAGUAAGUAAACCAUGAAAGGCGGAAGAAAGAAUCUGAAAAGAGCAGCUAUAGAAAAACAUGUAUCCCUUCAAGAUGGCCAGCGCAUAAUGCAGGUGGUAUCUCUUCGUGGUUCAAAUCUCAUUGAGGUAAUGGAUGAUAGUGGGAGAAAAUCUCUAGGAAUAUUCCCAGCCAAAUUUCAGAAGAGUAUUUGGAUAAAACGAGGGAACUUUGUUGUGGUCGAUGGAAGUGGAAGUGAGAAAGCCCUUGAAUCAGGCAAUAAAAUAACUUGUAUGAUAUCGCAAGUGCUCUUCCAUGAGCAAGUUCGUACUCUUCAAAAAUCUCCAGACUGGCCUGAGAUUUUCAGAACGACUGCGUCUGUUGAGGCAAAAGACACAGAAACAACGAACGAGCAAAUGGAAGAGGCACAUUGUUCAAGUGAUGACGGCCUCCCCCCACUCGAAGCCAACCUUAAUAGAGUGAGACUAGCUGAAUUACUCACCGAUUCGUCCUCGGAUGAUUCGGAUUCUUAAGUGUAAAUAAUUGCACAUCUGGGUUUUAUGUUCUCAUUGGAAUAUUUUUGUGGGGUGAGGGAUCUUUGUUAUUGUUUUUAUGUUCUCAUUGCAAUAUUUUUACGAGGUGAGGGAUCUUUGUUAUUGUUUUAUGUUCUCAUUGCAAUAUUUUUUGGGAAGUGAGGGAUCUUUGUUAUUGUCUUUAUGUUCUCAUUGCAAUAUUUUUGCGAGGUGAGGGAUCGUUGUUAUUGUUUUAUAGUUAAGUGCAACGAUGCCCAAGAAGAGUUGGCAUAAUAUUAUUUUUGUAGUGGAUCCAAUUACAAUCUCACGUCUUGGUGAGCUUGGGAUUUUAUGAUAUCUUUCUAUUGUUCAGUU